GGGGAUUAAACAAUCAGAAAAUUGCAUUUGCAAGAGCUUGUCUAACCGCAAGGCUUAUGAACAGGACUCUUUUGAUGCCUAGCUUGAGUGCUUCCUUGUUCUACAAAGAAGUUGAGCUCUUGAGGCCCAUUUCGUUUGAUCAUUGGCCUGUGAAGGACCAUUCAGAGGUGUUUGAGUGCUUGGUUCUGGCUGAUGAGAUCAUGAGAGAAGCCGAUAGAGUUAUGUCAAGGAUUAGAGAGAUAGGAGCAGAACAAGUGAGAAGCAAAAGAGAGUCUGCGGAGAACUCUUUGUUGCUCAAGUCAGUGCCUUAUGUAGCUGUUCAUAUGAGGAUAGAGUUAGAUUGGAUGAUACACUGUAAGAAUCUCGAGCGUAGAUUGAACAUAACCGAUAUUUGUAGCAGAAAGGGGGAGAUCAUGGAGAGAGUCGGCAACAUUGUUGGCCUCAAGACUCCAGCUGUUGUUUAUUUAGCUGUGGCUGAUAGUCUUCUUCAAGAUCCAUCAAUUUUGAAUGGAUGGCGGGAAAGAAUGAUUCCUUUUGAGAAGAAGAAACUGGGUUUUGAUGCACGUUACAAGAAGUUCCCCUAUCUCAUUCAGUCUGCGAUUGACUAUUAAGUGUGCUAAUUGAGAGCCGAUGUGUUUGUUGGAAACAGUUUCUCUACAUUUUCUAGCCUCAUUGCUCUUGACAGAACCCAGUAGCCGAUCAAAAUGGGUGUCAAGAGCUCAUGUGGUGUAGAUGUGAGGUGGCCUACUUAUGCAUACAACAUAUUAGGGGGAUCAAAAGGGCCUCAAAAAUGGAUGACAAACAUGUCUGGCUCAAGUCUUAAAGAAAUUAGCUAUGGCUCUAACCAAAUUUCAUGUUGAUGGUUUUGAGGCUCCACCAGUUUUUGUGUUCUAAAUCAUUCCAUCCCUCCGGCGCAGAUUUGUUGGUAUAGUUUCACAGAAUUUUUGGUUGAUAGAGAUAAUUAAUAGCAGAGAAUGUCGAAAAUAGCAAUUAUUUACCAAAUUUAUCACAGUACGUUUUCAUUCAUGUGACUUUGAAUCUUUCGAAAUUCAUUU
Messenger RNA from Rosa chinensis, 1055 nucleotides. Its product is annotated as O-fucosyltransferase 23-like. The coding region runs from base 57 to 611 and encodes 184 amino acids. Gene Ontology annotation, biological process: pollen-pistil interaction. The record is from RefSeq and is a predicted model, not a curated record. Lineage: Eukaryota; Viridiplantae; Streptophyta; Magnoliopsida; Rosales; Rosaceae. The transcript has a single exon.